AUGCGUGUCGUCGCGGAGCUGGAAAGAACACGAGCAGCCCUUCUCAUCCGCCCCCAACCUUCGACCGACCUAGAAUUCGACCGCGUCGUGAUUUACACCACCUGCCUCCGUGUGGUCCGGACGACCUUCGAAAGGUGCGAACUGGUUAGAAAGAUCUUCCAAAACCACAGGGUGAAAUUCGAAGAGAAAAACAUAGCCCUGAACGGCGAGUACGGGAAAGAGCUGGACGAGCGCUGUCGGCGAGUUUCCGAAGCCCCUUCCCUCCCCGUGGUGUUCAUCGAUGGCCAUUACCUUGGGGGUGCUGAGAAAAUUUUGUCAAUGAAUGAAUCAGGAGAGCUGCAAGACCUCUUAACCAAAAUUGAGAGAGUGCAGCAGCCGCACGAGUGCCCGUCCUGCGGUGGCUUUGGCUUCCUGCCCUGCGCCGUGUGCCACGGGAGCAAGAUGUCCGUGUUCCGAAACUGCUUCACAGACUCUUUCAAAGCCCUGAAGUGCACGGCUUGCAACGAGAAUGGCCUUCAGCGCUGUAAGAACUGCACCGGUUAGUCGCAGCUUCUCCCCAGCAA
Molecule: messenger RNA, 563 nt
Organism: Microcebus murinus (gray mouse lemur)
Lineage: Eukaryota; Metazoa; Chordata; Mammalia; Primates; Cheirogaleidae
Source: RefSeq, a predicted model, not a curated record